Lipotes vexillifer (Yangtze River dolphin) is the source of this 5107-nucleotide messenger RNA. RefSeq names its product SET domain containing 5 (gene SETD5). Gene Ontology annotation, cellular component: Rpd3L-Expanded complex; Set3 complex. The record is from RefSeq and is a predicted model, not a curated record. The coding region runs from base 424 to 4743 and encodes 1439 amino acids. Lineage: Eukaryota; Metazoa; Chordata; Mammalia; Artiodactyla; Lipotidae. The transcript has 23 exons. Gene Ontology annotation, biological process: regulation of DNA-templated transcription.
GCUCAGAGACUCACGCAGCCCCAGUCCCGCCAGUCCGCCAACACUGUAGUGCCGUCCCCCCUUCCUUCCCUGGCCCUUCCCCCUCCCUGGCUUUGGCUCGCUCCGCCUUUCUGCCCCCCACCCCCACCUCACGGGCACGGGCCAUUCCCGGCCAGGAAACGCCGUGGCGCCGCGUUGGGCCUAACUCGAGUCCUGCUGCCUCCCGGGAGUGCCGUGCGCCGCAGCCCGGGCCCAGGCCUGGGACAAGGUCUUCGGAACUACUGGCAGAUAAUUUUGGGGGACUUCCUAUUCAGAGGUCUAUAAAAAGGAUUCCUCAUGUCCAUAACAUGUUGGUUGAGGCUCUGCAGCUCACCCCCACUCUCAGAGUGGCCAGUCUCUGAUAAUUGGACCCCGUGAUUUCCACUCUCUGCUGUGUUGGACGUCAUGAGCAUUGCAAUCCCUCUGGGAGUCACCACACCAGAUACAUCCUACUCAGAUAUGGCUGCUGGAUCAGACCCUGAAUCUGUGGAGGCUAGUCCAGCAGUUAAUGAGAAGAGCGUGUAUUCCACUCAUAAUUAUGGGACCACUCAGAGACAUGGGUGUCGAGGACUGCCUUAUGCUACGAUCAUCCCCCGUUCUGACCUGAAUGGCCUGCCGUCGCCCGUAGAGGAACGCUGUGGAGACAGCCCGAACUCUGAAGGAGAGACUGUUCCUACCUGGUGUCCUUGUGGUCUUUCUCAGGAUGGCUUCCUUCUCAACUGUGACAAGUGCAGGGGAAUGAGCAGGGGGAAGGUUAUUAGACUUCAUCGGCGGAAGCAGGACAACAUAUCAGGUGGGGAUAGCAGUGCAACAGAAAGCUGGGAUGAGGAGCUUUCUCCUUCCACUGUGUUGUAUACAGCAACACAGCACACACCUACAAGCAUCACCUUAACUGUUAGAAGAACCAAACCCAAGAAGCGAAAAAAGAGUCCAGAAAAGGGUCGUGCAGCACCAAAGACGAAGAAAAUCAAGAAUUCUCCUUCUGAAGCACAGAAUUUAGAUGAGAAUACAACUGAGGGAUGGGAAAAUCGGAUAAGACUAUGGACUGAUCAGUAUGAAGAAGCCUUCACUAAUCAGUACAGUGCAGAUGUACAGAACGCCCUUGAACAACAUCUACAUUCUAGCAAGGAAUUUGUGGGCAAACCUGCUAUUUUAGACACUAUUAAUAAGACUGAAUUGGCCUGUAAUAAUACAGUUAUUGGUUCCCAAAUGCAGCUACAGUUGGGAAGAGUCACUCGUGUUCAGAAGCACCGAAAGAUCCUGAGGGCUGCAAGAGAUUUGGCUUUGGACACUCUUAUAAUAGAGUAUCGAGGCAAAGUCAUGUUACGGCAGCAAUUUGAGGUCAAUGGACAUUUCUUCAAAAAACCAUACCCCUUUGUGCUGUUCUACUCAAAAUUCAAUGGUGUAGAGAUGUGUGUGGAUGCACGUACUUUCGGUAAUGAUGCUCGGUUCAUCAGAAGAUCAUGUACACCAAAUGCAGAGGUGCGACACAUGAUUGCAGAUGGGAUGAUUCACCUCUGUAUCUAUGCUGUGUCUGCCAUCACCAAGGAUGCUGAGGUCACCAUAGCAUUUGACUAUGAGUACAGUAACUGUAAUUAUAAAGUGGACUGUGCAUGUCACAAGGGGAACCGGAAUUGCCCUAUACAGAAAAGGAAUCCCAAUGCUGCAGAACCGCCACUUCCACCUCCUCCAAGCCUACCCACCAUCGGAGCAGAGACAAGACGUAGAAAAGCACGACGGAAAGAGCUAGAGAUGGAGCAGCAGAAUGAGGCUCCAGAAGAGGAAAACAACCAGCAGCCAGAGCAAAUUCCUGAGAAAGUAAUUGUAUCCAGUGACCAUGAGGCAAUAGACAAUCCAGAAGAAAAAGCAGCAGAAGAGAAAGAAGAGAUUACAGAUGACCAGGAGAACCCAGCUCAUAGCAAGAGGACCCGGGAAGAUAGGAAGGUUGAAGCCAUCAUGCAUGCUUUUGAAAACUUAGAGAAAAGAAAGAAGCGGCGGGAUCAGCCCUUGGAACAGAGCAACUCUGACAUAGAGAUUACUACCACCACCUCAGAGACUCCUGUGGGAGAGGAGACAAAAACUGAAGCCCCUGAAUCUGAAGUUAGCAACACUGCUUCAAACAUUGCCAUCCCAAGCAACCCACAGAGUGUUGGAGUGAACACCCGGAGGUCUUCCCAAGCAGGGGAUGUUGCUGCCGAAAAACCAGUCCCCAAACCACCUCCAGCAAAGCCUUCUAGGCCCCGACCGAAGAGUCGAAUUUCUCGGUACCGGACCAGUUCAGCCCAAAGACUAAAGCGUCAGAAGCAGGCCAUUGCACAGCAGGCAGAGUUAUCACAAGCUGCCUUGGAAGAGGGGGGAAAUAACAGCUCAGUAACUCCUACUGAAGCUGGAAAUGUAGACAGUUCAGGAGAAAACAGGCAAUUAACAGGGUCUGACCCAACUGUGGUGUCAGUUACUGGAUCCCAUGUCAACCGUGCUGCAUCUAAAUACCCCAAAACCAAAAAGUAUCUAGUUACAGAGUGGUUGAAUGACAAAGCAGAGAAGCAAGAGUGCCCUGUUGAGUGCCCUUUACGUAUCACCACGGACCCAACUGUACUGGCAACGACCCUGAACAUGUUACCCGGUCUUAUCCAUUCCCCGUUAAUUUGCACCACCCCCAAACACUACAUUCGCUUUGGCUCACCCUUUAUCCCUGAGAGGCGUCGAAGGCCGCUUCUGCCUGAUGGCAUGUUCAGCUCCUGUAAAAAGCGCUGGAUAAAGCAAGCCUUGGAAGAAGGGAUGACCCAGACAUCAUCUGUACCCCAAGAGACUAGAACUCAGCACCUAUACCAAAGUAAUGAGAAUAGUAAUUCUUCUAGUAUCUGCAAAGACAAUGCAGACUUGUUGAGCCCAUUAAAGAAAUGGAAAUCUCGCUAUCUGAUGGAGCAGAAUGUUACCAAGUUACUGCGGCCUCUUUCUCCAGUCACACCACCCCCUCCCAAUCCAGGCUCAAAGAGCCCCCAGCUGACCACACCUGGCCCAUCUCACCCAGAAGAGGAGUGUCGAAAUGGAUACAGCCUCAUGUUCUCACCAGUCACGUCUCUUACUACUGCUAGUCGCUGCAAUACUCCUCUGCAAUUUGAGCUUUGUCACCGAAAAGACCUGGACUUGACAAAAGUAGGCUACCUUGACUCCAACACUAACAGCUGUGCUGACAGACCUUCCCUGAUCAGCUCGGGUCAUUCUGACCUGGCUCCUCAUCCCUCUGUCGGACCCACCUCUGAGACUGGCUUUACAAGCAGGAGUGGAGAUGGACAUCAGACCCUUGUGAGAAACUCGGACCAGACAUUUCGGACAGAGUUUAACUUGAUGUAUGCCUACUCCCCAUUGAACGCUAUGCCUCGAGCAGAUGGAUUGUAUCGAGGGUCUCCCCUAGUAGGGGAUAGGAAGCCUUUACAUUUGGAUGGGGGCUAUUGUUCCCCUGCAGAAGGGUUUCCCAGCAGAUAUGAGCAUGGUUUUAUGAAAGACCUCUCUCGUGGAUCCAUGUCACCUGGUGGCGAAAGGGCUUGUGAGGGACUCCCAUCUGCCCCCCAGAACCCACCACAGAGGAAAAAGGUAUCCCUGCUGGAGUACCGCAAACGGAAACAGGAAGCCAAGGAAAAUUCUGCUGGUGGGGGAGGUGACUCUACACAGAGCAAAAGCAAGUCUGCAGGAGCUGGGCAUGGCAGCAGUAACUCACUUUCUGACACUGGUGCCCAUGGUGUGCAGGGAUCCUCAGCCCGAACCCCAUCUUCCCCUCACAAAAAGUUCUCCCCAUCUCAUUCCUCUAUGUCUCAUUUGGAGGCCGUAAGCCCAUCGGAUUCCAGAGGCACUUCAUCUCACUGCAGACCUCAAGAGAGUAUCAGCAGUAGGUGGAUGGUUCCCACAUCAGUAGAACGACUCCGAGAAGGAGGGAGCAUCCCCAAGGUCCUCCGAAGCAGUGUGAGGGUGGCCCAAAAAGGAGAGCCUUCUCCCACGUGGGAGAGUAACAUCACAGAAAAAGACUCAGACCCUGCAGAUGGUGAAGGCCCAGAGACACUGAGCUCAGCACUCUCUAAAGGAGCAGCCGUUUACAGCCCUUCCAGAUACAGCUACCAGCUCCUGCAGUGUGAUAGUCCACGGACAGAAUCACAAAGCCUCCUUCAACAGAGUUCCUCCCCCUUUAGAGGACAUCCCACCCAGUCUCCGGGAUACAGUUAUCGAACUACUGCACUGAGACCUGGGAACCCCCCUUCUCAUGGUUCUUCAGAAUCCUCCCUCUCUUCCACGUCCUAUUCCAGCCCUGCCCACCCUGUGUCCACAGACUCGUUGGCCCCAUUUACGGGGACACCAGGGUAUUAUAGCAGCCAGCCACAUUCUGGAAACAGCACCGGCAGCAGUCUUCCAAGGAGGAGCUGCCCUUCUAGUGCUGCUAGCCCUACCCCGCAGGGCCCCUCAGACUCGCCGACCUCAGACCCGGUUUCCCAGUCCAGCACAGGAACUCUGAGUUCCACCUCCUUUCCUCAGAACUCUAGGUCGUCAUUGCCAUCAGACUUCCGGACUAUCAGUCUGCCCAGUGCUGGGCAGUCAGCUGCCUAUCAGGCCUCCAGGGUAUCUGCGGUUUCCAAUUCACAGCACUACCCACAUCGAGGGAGUGGGGGUGUGCACCAGUACCGGCUCCAGCCACUGCAGGGGUCAGGGGUCAAGACUCAGACAGGACUUUCCUAGGGCUUCUGGAUUUGGGCAGACAGAACUUGAAUGAGCCCAUAGCUGCUUCCUUCCAGCUGCCUCUGGAACCUAGGCCGAGCAUAUUGCUGGGGGAGGGGGUACAAGGUGCCAGAGGAUUGGGUCUGGUCAACAAGAAACAAGACUUGUGGUCGUGACUGGCUCUGGCCUUGGAGAAAGAUGUAAAUCUUGUCUGAAGCAGAGACUAUAAAGAAGUUUCUCCCUGCUGUUAAGGGUACAUUGUUGACAAGCAAAUGGUGUUUCGGUUAGUAAUGGUUCUAAGUGCAAUGAGUUGUGUUGAAGCCUCCGUCUCCCAUCCUUGCCUGUAUCCUGUAGUCACUUGUGCAGUGAGAACAUCUUUUUAAAU